Messenger RNA from Xenopus laevis (African clawed frog), 1856 nucleotides. It is a transcript of the gene gdf9.S, whose product is annotated as growth differentiation factor 9 S homeolog. The coding region runs from base 83 to 1351 and encodes 422 amino acids. The record is from RefSeq and is a predicted model, not a curated record. Gene Ontology annotation, molecular function: growth factor activity; cytokine activity. NCBI's taxonomy places the organism in Eukaryota, Metazoa, Chordata, Amphibia, Anura, Pipidae. Gene Ontology annotation, cellular component: extracellular region. The transcript is spliced from 2 exons.
GUGAGCCAGAGGGUUGGCCUUCUGGGAGUGCCUGUGAAUUGUCAUGGAGGAAAAUGGAUAGUUGGCUGGACUCCUCCAAGGAAUGGCUGUGACUAAAGUGUUUGUUGCCUUGUACUGCUGGUCCAUUUGGCUGCUGCCAUUGCAAAUAAGUGGAUCUGGAUUAGAGUACAGUGAGGAUUACAGUUUACUCCCUCCUUUAUUCAAGGAGCUGUCGGAGCGUCCCAAAUGGAGGGAUAAUGCACCAGGGCCCAAUAUGGUGGCAAUCAAAUACAUGAAAAGAUUGUACAAGAUGUCAGCCACCAAGGAGGGUGUUCCCAGGCUUCAUAAGAACCCUGUAUACAACACAGUCAGGCUGUUCACUCCAAGGACAGAGUGCAAACCAGGAAAGAUGAGGGAGAUAAAUGAUGGCAUGCAAUCAUUGGACUUGACUUUCAGUGUGGAUCGUGUUUCUGCUGUGGAGCAGCUACUGCAGUCACUCUUGCUUUACUCUGUGAGUAAGAGAUUUUCCACUUCCAACGCCACUUGCACAUGCAGCUUGGAGAUCCUAGAUCAUGAGCUCGUAAACGUCAUGUGUCCUCGUGCCCUGCAAUCCUUCAGUUUCCAGCUUCGCAAAAGGCAAAGAUGGGUUGAAAUUGAUGUGACCUCUAUUCUGCAACCAUUCAUUUCCAACAAGAGGCAAAAUAUUCACUUAGCCUUGAAUUUCACAUGUAUUAAAAACAACAAACAGUAUGAUUUUGCAAUGACAGGUCCAUUUAAAAUGGCCAGGACCCCACCAUCUCUACUCUUGUACCUGAAUGAUACAAGUAAUAAAGCUUACCAUAGGAAAUCAGUGUAUGAUAUGACAGAGUCACCAUUCUAUUAUCCAGUGGGAAGAACAUCCUCUAUCUUGGACGAUGAUGGAGGAAACCUUGAGUUCCAACAAAUGUCCAGACAGCGAAGAGAUCAUGAUUAUGAAGCUAUAUUGGAGGAGAACACAACAGUUGUGCCCCACACCUUUAAUUUUAGUGAAUACCUUAAGCAGUUCAUAUACCCUCAAAACGAAUGUGAGCUUCAUCGGUUUCGACUUAGCUUCAGCCAGCUCAAUUGGGACAAAUGGAUACUGGUCCCCCACCGGUACAGUCCAGAUUACUGCAAAGGUGUGUGUCCUAGAAUUGUUGGCGAUAGAUAUGGAUCACCAGUUCACACCAUGGUUCAGAAUAUCAUCUAUGAAAAAGUGGACUCUUCCAUUCCACGCCCAUCUUGUGUCCCCUCUGAAUACCGACCAAUGAGUGUCUUAACCAUUGAACCUGAUAACUCUAUUGCUUACAAAGAAUAUCAGGAUAUGAUUGCUACAAAGUGUACUUGCCGCUAGCUCUUUUCUCAUUGACCCACAUUUUAGUGUAGGUUUCAUCAACACAACAAAAUUUCAGUAAUAUCUUGACUCUUCCAAAAUUAAAUGACGUUACUCCAAAAAGCCGCUUUCCAAAGUAACUCUGAUAUUAAAUCUUCAGGGUAAAGUCCUAAAUCAGUUGAUGAGGAAAUUAAAAUGAUCCAUGUGUCACAGGGUAUCAGACAACCUAUUAUAGCUAUUAUAAUAACUGGUGGGGGCUGAACAAAUUGGUACCACCAGUCAUUAAACCAAAUAUAACAGAUAAUAUUUUUUGUUUUUUUAGUUAUAUGAAACUGGUUAUGGCUAACAAUAUGUGUGCCAUCUGUGUGCACCCUCCAUUUACUUUGCUUAAAUUGCUUGUAUCCCCUAGACUGUACACUUAGAAUCGCCCUGUCUGCCAUUGCCCAUACGCUUAUAAUUAAGUGCUUAUCAGACAUGGAAUUAGCAGCAGUGACGAUUCAAAUGUAUUCAUUAAUGGGAAAAUAUA